AGAUAAUAGAGGAGUUGGCAGAUGCCUUGGCUUACUGCCAUGACAAGAAAGUGAUUCACAGGGAUAUUAAGCCAGAAAAUCUGCUUCUGGGAUUCAGGGGUGAGGUGAAGAUUGCAGAUUUUGGCUGGUCUGUGCACACUCUCUCUCUGAGGAGAAAGACAGUGUGUGGAACACUGGACUACUUGCCUCCAGAAAUGAUCGAGGGGAGAACAUAUGAUGAGAAGGUGGAUCUGUGGUGCAUGGGGGUGCUCUGCUACGAGCUGCUGGUGGGAAAUCCACCCUUUGAGAGCGCCUCCCACAAUGAGACCUACGGACGCAUCCUCAAGGUAGAUGUGAGGUUUCCCCUAUCAAUGCCUUUGGGAGCCCAGGACUUGAUCUCCAAGCUUCUCAGAUACAAUCCCCAGGAGCGGCUGCCCCUGGCCCAGAUCCUGAAGCACCCCUGGGUCCAGGCCCAUUCCCGGAGGGUGCUGCCUCCCUGUGCUCAGAUGGCUUCCUGAGCCCUAUCUGCCUCUGUUCCUUGCUGUUUGUUUAGGGAGCUCUCCUGGCUCUGCUACUUCAUCUGUCUUCUCAGUUUCUUCUCUUAUUA
Molecule: messenger RNA, 586 nt
Organism: Propithecus coquereli (Coquerel's sifaka)
Lineage: Eukaryota; Metazoa; Chordata; Mammalia; Primates; Indriidae
Gene: AURKC
Product: aurora kinase C
Exons: 3
Coding region: 195-497 (100 amino acids)
Biological process (GO): protein phosphorylation; mitotic spindle organization; regulation of cytokinesis
Cellular component (GO): chromosome passenger complex; spindle pole centrosome; spindle microtubule
Molecular function (GO): protein kinase activity; ATP binding
Source: RefSeq, a predicted model, not a curated record